GGGCGGAGUUCGCCCAGUGGCUGCUCGGUGGUGGUGAAGGAUCAGCUCUCUCUUCUAGUUUCCACUCUAGGACUUCUUAUCCCCUGGAAUGCGAGAGAGAGAGGCUCAGGGAGUUCCCGGAGUGGGGCGUAGAGGGAACCACUGGUGGGGAUCUUUCUAGGGGCUUUCCCUUUGUGGGGUGCUAUGGAGUUCCCAGAACACAGCCAGCAGCUGCUGCAGAGCCUCCGAGAACAGCGGUCCCAGGGUUUUCUUUGUGACUGCACCGUGAUGGUGGGUAGCACCCAAUUCUUGGCCCAUCGGGCUGUGCUGGCCUCCUGCAGUCCAUUUUUCCAGCUUUUCUACAAAGAGCGGGAGCUGGACAAGAGAGAUCUGGUGUGUAUCCACAACGAGAUUGUCACGGCCCCAGCCUUUGGGCUGCUUCUAGACUUUAUGUAUGCUGGCCAGCUGGUCCUGAGGGGAGAUACCCCUGUGGAAGACGUGCUGGCAGCUGCCAGCUACUUGCACAUGAAUGAUAUCGUCAAGGUGUGUAAGCGGCGGCUGCAAGCCCGGGCCCUGGCAGAAGCAGACAGUACCAAGAAGGAGGAGGAAACCAGCUCACAGCCCCCUAGUAUGGAGUUUUUGUCCAACACUCCCCGUGGCCCUCAGUCUUCAUUGGCAUCAGCGGAGACAUCAGGCCAUUGGGGCAAAGGGGAAUGGAAAGGACCUGCAGCUCCUUCACCUCCCGUAUGUCCUCCAGAUGAGCCACCAGUGCCCGGUGGGGCUGACACUACACAGCCUGGAGUGGAGGUUGACUCCCUGCAUCUACGGGCACCUCCUCCACCAGUGGCUGACAUCUCCCUUGCCAGCCCCAGUAGCUCCACAGAGACCAUUCCUGCAAACUACUUCUCUCCUGGCCUCCCAACAGUUUCGGUGGAGCCACUGGCUCCCCUUGAUGUGGGUUCCGAGAGUCUGAGGGUGGUGGAACCAAGGGGCACUGGAGCACCACUGCAAGGCUUCUAUCCCCCAGCUUCGGCUGCAGCCCCAGUCCCAGCCCCAGUUCCAUCCCAGGCUCCAGCCCCAGCGGAAGCUGAGCUGGUCCAAGUGAAAGUAGAAGCUAUUGUGAUUUCCGAUGAGGAGCCUGAUGUGUCAGAGGAACAGCCUCAGGGGCCUGAGGGACUGUUCCCACCUGGAGGGGCAGUGUAUGGUGGACAGCACCCCCAGCCAGAGGCUUUUGAGGAGCCAAGGGCAGCAGGAUUGGAGGAGGUGGGGCCAAGUGACCACUUUCUGCCCCCAGACCCUCACCUACCCUACCAUUUGCUGCCAGGUCCAGGGCAGUAUCAGCGAGGAUUGGUGACCUCACCCCUGCCUGCACCCCCAGCGCUGCAUGAGCCACUUUACCUGCCUUCUGAGUAUGAAGCAGCCCCAGGAAGCUUUGGUGUUUUUACUGAGGAUGUUCCAACUUGCAAGACAUGUGGGAAGACCUUCUCAUGCUCUUACACACUACGGCGACACGCCACAGUACACACACGUGAGCGGCCCUAUGAGUGCCGUUACUGCCUGCGUAGCUACACACAGUCAGGGGACCUGUACCGCCACAUCCGCAAGGCUCACAAUGAGGACCUGGCCAAACGCAGCAAACCGGAUCCAGAGGCCGGCCCCCUCCUCGGAGUGCAGCCCCUCCCUGGCUCCCCUACAGCAGACAGACAGAAUUCUGGUGGAGGGCCACCCAAAGAUUUUGUACUUGGCCCCAAAAACUAACAUGAGCUGAUGCUAGGCCCGGUCUUGCCAUCACUGGGGCAGCACAGAAGUUUGGAAGCAUCUCAUUUCCCCUGCUUGGUGACAGAGUGGAUUCUGCCCAGGCUGAAGGUUACUCCCGCCCUUUUCCUU
This is a messenger RNA of Pteronotus mesoamericanus, 1866 nucleotides long. It is a transcript of the gene ZBTB3, whose product is annotated as zinc finger and BTB domain containing 3. Lineage: Eukaryota; Metazoa; Chordata; Mammalia; Chiroptera; Mormoopidae. Gene Ontology annotation, molecular function: DNA-binding transcription factor activity, RNA polymerase II-specific; protein binding. The transcript has 2 exons. The record is from RefSeq and is a predicted model, not a curated record. The coding region runs from base 184 to 1737 and encodes 517 amino acids. Gene Ontology annotation, cellular component: nucleus. Gene Ontology annotation, biological process: regulation of transcription by RNA polymerase II.